AUGGAAGAUAACACGACUACAACAACAACAACUCAAGGAACACUCGAUGGUUGGUUAGGAAUCAAAAAGAAAGAUGAACAAGUCGAUGAGGCAUCAUCUGAUUCAAAGACUACAAAAAAAGUAAAGAGACCUGUAAAGAAACAAAGUAAAGAUGAAGAAGUAGAGGAGGAAGAAGAAGAAGAAGAAAUCAAACAAGAUGAUGAUACUACCGAUACCAAUGAAAGUGAUGACGAAAAGAUAAAGAGAUAUUUGACAUUUGAUUUAAAGUCAAUUGGAACUAGUAAAGAGUAUUUUGGUCAAGUAAUGGAGCCAUUGGCAAAACUGUUGAUGAACAAAACAGUGAUUGUUGCAGGCACCAAGGAAUACAGAAUCUCAGAGAUGGAGUAUUACAUCAACGGACACGCUCACAAGGACACGUUCACACACGGCGACGUGCAACAAUUGGAGCAUUCCAUGUGGUACUUUCAUCGUCAAAAUGGAGGCAACUACAAGUCGGCCAGUUACAAGGGUUUGGACAUUACCUUUGGUGACCCCGAAUGCUACUGCGGUAUUUUGAUUCGUGGUAUUGAGGAGGUAACCAAGGCGGGCAAGCCAGCUGGCACCCUUGUCGAUGGUCCAUCACUUACAGUCGAUCAGCUACUCGCAAGUGCUGGAUACGCCACCAUCGAUGAUUUGGUAAAGGCCAACGGACGAUCACUAUUGCCAUCACAAAACAAGGUGCUCCAUCUCCGUCCUACCAACAAUCUCGUUGCCGCUCCCACCAUUAUCACCACUGGUCGUGUUGGAUUAACCAUGAAGAUGAACCGUGCUGGCGGUCACCUCUACUUUGCCAGAGAAUACAGAUUCGUCCGUUUGCCAGACAAGAUUAAAAAGGGCAAGCAAUACAUGACCGCAGCUCUCCAUCGUCAAGGAAAGUCAGACAAUGAAAUUAGAGCUAUCACUGGUUCUACACUCAAAGCAAUCAAAGGAUUGGCAGAUGCAUUUGACAAGGGUACCAAACUCGCCAAAUCUAAUAUCUCUCAAUACAAAGAUAUUAGUAAAGGUGAAGAUUGUUGUAUAUUACUUGGUUUAUGUUCAAAUUUGGAUAAAUUAGAAGAUGGCAGUAGUACUGAUCAAGGUGUAGAUAAUGAUGGAGAAGAAGAGGAAGAUGAAGAUCAACAAGAGGAAACUGAUGAUUAA
Cavenderia fasciculata is the source of this 1179-nucleotide messenger RNA. RefSeq lists its product as uncharacterized. Bases 1 to 1179 code for a protein of 392 amino acids. The record is from RefSeq and is a predicted model, not a curated record. Lineage: Eukaryota; Evosea; Eumycetozoa; Acytosteliales; Cavenderiaceae. The transcript has a single exon.